Messenger RNA from Caenorhabditis angaria, 1276 nucleotides. Lineage: Eukaryota; Metazoa; Nematoda; Chromadorea; Rhabditida; Rhabditidae. The record is from the annotation of a GenBank genome assembly.
AUGCUAAAAUUCUCCAUCGAUUUUCUACUUCGUCAAAAUCACUACAGCAAUUCGGAAACCUCUUCUGAAGCAGGUGAGUACUGUAAAGAUUACUGUAGAUCCCAAUUUUUUGAAAAAUUAUGUAGAUGACGAUGGAAAUAAUAAGAAAAAAUAUGCUUGCGAGAUUUGCGAGAAGACUUUUAAUGCACAUUAUAAUUUGACAAGACAUAUGCCAGUUCAUACGGGAGAAAGACCAUUUGUUUGUAAGGUACGGUAAUUGAUUACAGUAACCCUUUUGGAUUACGGUAGCUUUGAAUUUUCAGGUUUGUGGGAAAGCUUUCAGACAAGCUUCAACACUUUGUCGACACAAAAUCAUACACACUGAUAGCAAACCACAUCAGGUAAGUAAAUCCUUUUUGAAAAUUGUUUUUUUUUUGAAAAUCAAGGUCGAGAGUUCCCCAAACCUCCCUCUUGACGCCAAAAAGUCUACAGUAACCCACAAAUUCUAAUCGGAUAAAAGUUGGCGCGAAUUUAUAAUCCGUUUCGUCUUUAUUCGUCCCAUUUUUACUAUUUUCUUUCUUUUUUCACGAGAUUUUUGCAGUGUAAAACUUGUGGGAAAUGUUUCAAUCGAUCUUCGACGCUUAACACUCAUAUCAGGAUUCAUCAAGGUUUUCUGAAACUGAAAUAAAAUGUUGAAAUACGAUUUUUUUCAAAUUUCAGGAUUCAAACCAUAUGUCUGUGAUAUUUGUGGGAAGGGAUUUCAUCAAAAUGGAAAUUUCAAAAAUCAUCGAUUGACGCAUGAAGAUGUUAAGAAGUUUUCGUGUGAAAUUUGUAAUAAGGUUGGUUUUGGAAAAAUAAUGUGCAGACACAAAAAUAAGCAGUCCCAAAAAAUAAGCAGACACAAAAAGUUAAGCAGACACAAAAAUAAGCAGUCCCAAAAAGUUAAGCAGUCCCAAAAAGUUAAGCAGUCCCGAAAAGUUAAGCAGUCCCAAAAAGUUAAGCAGUCCCAAAAAUAAGCAGUCCCAAAAAGUUAAGCAGUCCCAAAAAAGUUAAGCAGACACAAAAAUAAGCAGUCCCAAAAAUAAGCAAUUUCACUUGAAACAUGACUUUUUGAGAAGCUUCGAACUCUAAUUUUUGAAAUCUUUAUUUCCAGGCCUUCCACCAACCCUACAAUUUGGCAUUUCACAUGUUCACUCACGAAAUAUCCAAACCUUUCAAAUGCAAUUCAUGCGACAAAGGAUUUUGCCGAAAUUUCGACUUGAAAAAACAUUUGCGAAAAGUCCAUUCGACCUUAUGA